Molecule: messenger RNA, 1566 nt
Organism: Caenorhabditis remanei
Lineage: Eukaryota; Metazoa; Nematoda; Chromadorea; Rhabditida; Rhabditidae
Exons: 6
Coding region: 1-1566 (521 amino acids)
Biological process (GO): protein polyubiquitination; protein peptidyl-prolyl isomerization; protein folding
Cellular component (GO): catalytic step 2 spliceosome
Molecular function (GO): ubiquitin-ubiquitin ligase activity; peptidyl-prolyl cis-trans isomerase activity
Source: RefSeq, a predicted model, not a curated record
AUGGGAAAAAAGCAACAUCAGAAAGACAAAUUAUACUUGACAACAUCGGAAUGGAAAUCGAUUGGAGGACAUAAAGAUGACACUGGCACACGGUUACAAAGAGCACAAUUCAAACGUUUGCCAAUCAAUCAUUGUUCUCUGUCACUUUUACCGUUUGAAGAUCCUGUCUGUGCUCGAUCUGGAGAGAUUUUUGAGCUAACUGCUAUUGUCCCGUAUCUCAAAAAACACGGAAAGAAUCCAUGCACAGGAAAACCAUUGGCCGUCAAAGAUCUGGUUCAUCUCAAGUUUGAUAAAGGAGAAGAUGGGAAGUUCAGAUGCCCAGUUACAUUCCGUACAUUCACUGAUCACAGUCACAUUCUGGCAAUCGCUACGACUGGAAAUGUCUAUUCCUAUGAAGCCAUUCAAGAACUGAAUCUGAAAAGAAAUCAUUUGAAAGAUCUUCUCGCUGACGUCCCAUUCACAAGAGCUGAUAUUAUUGAUCUUCAAGAUCCGAAUCACUUAGAAAAGUUCAAUAUGGAACAGUUCCUACAUGUUAAACUAGAUUUGAAGACUUCAGAAGAAAUCAAAAAAGAGAAGGAAGCCAUGAAAGAUCCUAAAUUCUACAUCCGACGAAUGAAUAAUGCUUGCAAAUCAGUGUUGGAUCAGUUGGACAAGGAAUAUGUACCGAAACAGAAUGAAGUCGUUUUGGAACAAACUGCAGACGCCGUCAAUGCAGCUCAUUACAGUCAAGGAAAAGUUGCAGCGGGAUUCACAUCGACUGUAAUGGCACCAGUUACAAGUAACAAAGCAGCAGUACUGGAUGAUGACACAGUAAGGUAUAGUCGAGUCAAGAAGAAUGGCUUUGUUCGUCUUGUCACGAACUUUGGACCUCUCAAUCUGGAAUUGUAUUGCCAAAAAGCACCAAAAGCUUGUGAGAAUUUCAUCACACACUGCUCAAACGGAUACUACAAUAACACAAAGUUUCAUCGGCUGAUUAAAAAUUUCAUGCUUCAAGGAGGAGAUCCAACUGGAACUGGUCACGGUGGAGAAUCGAUUUGGGGAAAACCAUUCACCGAUGAAUUUGUGUCUGGAUUUUCUCACGAUGCUCGUGGAGUUCUCUCAAUGGCAAACAAAGGAUCUAAUACCAAUGGAUCUCAAUUUUUCAUCACUUUCCGACCGUGCAAAUAUCUGGACAGAAAACAUACAAUUUUUGGGAGAUUAGUUGGAGGACAAGAUACUUUAACAACUAUUGAAAAAUUGGAGACAGAAGAAGGAACAGAUAUUCCGACGGUGAAUGUAGUUGUGAUGAGAGCUGAAGUUUUUGUAGAUCCUUUCGAAGAAGCUGAGAAGGAAGUACAAGCAGAAAGAGCCGAGAUCUUGAAAAAAACCUCGAAAGAUACAUCACUGAUGGCUAACAAAAAGGAGAGAGACUCGAAACCUAAAGCAGUUGGAACUGGAAUCGGGAAGUAUAUGCAGUCAGCCGCUGCGGCCAACAAGCGGCAAGGACAAAUGGAUGAUAUUCCCUUGGAAGCCGCGAAAAAGAAAAAGUUUGCGAGAGCUGGGCUCGGAGAUUUUUCCAAAUGGUGA